This is a messenger RNA of Macrobrachium nipponense, 4375 nucleotides long. RefSeq lists its product as uncharacterized. The record is from RefSeq and is a predicted model, not a curated record. Gene Ontology annotation, biological process: DNA-templated transcription initiation; RNA polymerase II preinitiation complex assembly. Gene Ontology annotation, molecular function: protein heterodimerization activity; TBP-class protein binding; DNA binding. Gene Ontology annotation, cellular component: SAGA complex; transcription factor TFIID complex; SLIK (SAGA-like) complex. The transcript is spliced from 6 exons. Lineage: Eukaryota; Metazoa; Arthropoda; Malacostraca; Decapoda; Palaemonidae. Bases 191 to 991 code for a protein of 266 amino acids.
CAGUGCUGUUGUUAGCACGUCGCAGUUACUGCCAGAAUGCCAGUGGUAACGCUGUGUGGGUUGUUUUAGUUGAUGACAUAUAGACCUCGAAGCAGGUACAACGUACUCGAAACAAUUGUUCUCGUUUGACUCAACUUGUAUUUAAGCCAUAUUUUUGGAGAAAUCUUCAAAGUGACAGAACUCAUUCAUCAUGUCACAGCCAGUGCAACAAGUUGUUGGGGGUCAAGUUGUUCAAGGACAAAUGGUUCAGGUUCAGGGUCAAGUGGUUUCUGGAACCCAGGUUGUGAACAGUGCAGGUCAAGUAGUAAUGUCAACAACUGCUGGAUUAACUGGAAUUAGUGGACAGCAGAUAAUGACACAUUUAGUUCCAAGCCAGGCACAGGUGGUGCAUCAAGCUACCACUCCUGUUGGUGUUACAACCACAUUAGCGUCAGCACUCCCUCAGACACAACAGGUUGUAAGUGGGCAGAGUGUAGGAGUCCAGCAAGUCCAGCAAGUCCAGCAAGUCCAGCAAGUUGUACAAGGACAACAGAUUCAGGCUGUUAGCAAUCAUGUGGGGCAAACAAAUAUGGUGGCAGCUGCUACAACUACUCAAGUGAAAACUCCUGUACAAAACCAGUCUGUUCCAGCACCUGAUACAUCUAUAAACACUUCAACUGAUACACCACCUGUUUUGAGCAAGCAAAGAAUUACAGAACUUGUGCGCGAAGUUGAUCCCAAUGAGCAGUUGGAAGAAGAAGUAGAAGACAUGCUUCUUUCAAUAGCAGAUGAUUUCAUAGAGUCCACUGUCAAUGCAGCUUGCCGAUUAGCACAACACAGAGGUGCAAGAUCUUUAGAUGUCAAAGAUGUCCAAAUGUAUUUAGAACGUAAUUGGCAUAUGUGGAUUCCUGGCUUUGGUACAGAUGAACUUCGUCCAUACAAGAGAGCUCCAACAACAGAAGCACAUAAGCAGAGACUAGCACUAAUAAGGAAAGCGAUUAAAAAAUAUUGAAUUUAUAGAUAUUAUUUCUUUAUGUUUCUGUAAAUAUAAAGCUGAAGAGAAAAAUGAAGAGGUGCCCAAAUUGUGUAAAGAUAGAUUAAGGUAAAGGUACUAUAACUGACUUGUUUGUUUUGUAAAAGAAAAGUAAGUGUUGGUGUAGAAAUGUAGUUUGAAAGCAGAAUUUGCUGUUAAUAGUGAAAAUUUAAUGAAUCACAAUAGGAAGACUAUAAAAAGAAAUCUUCAUACCUCACAAGAAUGGCAAUUGGAGAAAAUCAAAGUGUCUUGUUUUGAUGUGCUUUAUGAAACUUACUACGUAUACUGUUCUGUUGGUUAGAAGGGUGUCCAUAUAAGUUUCAGAAACUUUUUAGCAAUUUUAUUUGGUCUCAUCAAGGUUGGGGAUAUAUAUUGAUAAAGAUCAAAGUGGAGAUGAAAAUGUAGAUGCUGCAGGCAAGCAAUCAUAUUAGAGUUGAAGGUGCUCAAAAGCCGUAAUAUUUACAGUACAUUAUAAUUUUUGAACAAGUGUCAAGUGUCUUGUGAGGAAAUAUGCUGAAAGGCUAGUCUGUGUUUUUGUUUAUUAGAAAAGUAAUAAAGCUGAAACAUGUUCAGAUAUAUUUUGUUGUUCAAAGUUUCAGUUAUGUGGAAUGUUCUGAGGUGUGAUUUGUUGAAAUCUCGACCUCUCCUUGUAAUGGGUACAUCUUUAUAAAAGUGGCUCACAUAACUGACAAAAUUAUUUUGUUUAAAGGUAGUGAAUUAGGUUUCUUACAUUGAAUUUAACUCUGCUUUCUUUGUUGUAGCAAUACUAAUAAAUGUAAUGUUGUAUUGUUAUGAAUGAAAAAAAAAACAAGGUUUUCAGUGUUGUUAUUUUGGCAAUUCCAGUUCUAAGGAAGAAGGUAAUUUAUGUAGAUAUAUAGGUUUUAAUUGAAGGGAUAAUAACUAUGUACAAACUAAUUUGUAAUUUAAUUAACAAGCAAAAUUCUGGGAUUUCAGAAGAGAUUUGCUAGGUAACAUCAGUGUCUGCUUUUAAAUAAGUCUGCAUGAGACUUGGGUACCUGGAGUACUUCUAACACUGCAUUGUGUUCUUAAAGUCAUUGGUCUGCAUGGCUCCAAAAGCCCCCAAACUCCUCCAGGUCAUCCUUAAUAUCUCAGAACAAAGCACCAAACCACAAUUUCCUUCAUGACCUUUGUAUCAUGAAUAUUGCACCAUCUUUUAAAAUCACCACUGGGUGUAGAGAACAGAAAGGCAGGAGUGUAACAGUUACUUUGCAAAGUAUGCAUGGUAGCUGCACUUAGGUUUUUGGAUUAUCCAUGGGCUCGAUUAAAAAUGUCACUUAUGGGGACAAGUAAAUGGAAAAUAUAUUGCAGUUUAGUAGCCUACUCACCAGAAAAUGACCCUUAUGGUUGUUUAGUAGGGAAUAGCCUUCAAUUUUGGAGAGAGAGAGAGACCUGCCAUCUCUAGGUGAGCUUUUUCCUGGCACAACUGAUAGUUGGCAAAUACUUGUGUUUAUCUAUACAUUUCUUUGUUAUAUGGACACCUGACUGGGAUCUUCAUUUCCUACUAAUAACAAUUUUCAGCUUGUUUGCAUUGAGCAUUCCUGAGAUGGAUUUCCCUUGGGUUGUUGUUCCAUGAACCACAGAGGCAACACCUUGUCUUGCUGUUGAAUACACCUUCUUCACCCCUUUCCAUUUGGUUGAGGUUGAUAUUUCUUAGUCUGUGAAUUAAAAGAGUUCUUUCUCUUGUUUCUUUAUCUCUUGAAAUGUGGAAUAGCUGAUUUCAGUCUUCCAAUACCAUUAUUUGCUUCCUAGCAACACCAGCUUCUGCUUUUUUUGCAACAAUUCUGUCCUAAGGACAGGUAUUAUUGUAUCCUAUAAGGGCACUUGAACAUGUUCUAGGGAAACUUUUUUUUUUUUUUUUUUAUUAGAAGCCAUUUUAGGAAAUGAGAAAAACACUGACUUUGCAAUAUGAACAGAUAAAUUUUGCUGGCAACUUGGAGCUGACGUUUUGAAAAACUGUGAAUAGCAGUACAAUAUUGAACUAUGCUGUACAGUCCAUUUUCAAGCUUGGCAUUACUGCAUAUUCCAGUCACACAAGACAAAAGCUAGCCGUCAAACUUCAUAACGGUGAUAAAUCUGUUUCAUCUCUCUGAGAGAUUCAAGAAACUACCUAAUGAUCCUCAUGGAGGAACUAAAUAUUUAUAUUGUGAAGACUAGUUGGUUACCUCUCCGAAGCUAAACAGAAACAUACAAGCAGAAGAAGGCUGAAGUUUGUGUCUGGAUUUGUGAUGGUUCACCAUAACAUGGUGGGGUUGUUAAAACAGAUUGCUCAUCAAAAUUUCCUAACAAGUAGCAUCUGAAGGCAGUUUAUAGAUCUUAGGUCAUAAAUUAGCCAUUUGUAAAUUAUUCUUUUGUUUAAGAAUUGGGUAGAUUAAGUUUUAGUUGUACUGAUACCUACGUUUGUGUGACAGGUUUUUUUUUGGCCAGGCCUAGCCUUGAUAGACAAAGGUUUUAUGAAAAUUUCUUUAGUUAAAGUGAAAUACAAAUAAAUGGUGAAAUGGCCAUAGUGCUUUAUCCAUUUUUUUUUAUUUUGCAGAAGAUACAGUUUUGUAUUUUACUUGUGAAUAUUUUUUAGCUAAAGAUAAAUUUCAUUUAAUUUUUAUGGUUAUUGUAAAAUUGGAAAGUUUACUGAAAUUACAUUUAAGGUAUUACAUUAGUUCUUCUAUAUCAACCAAAGUUUCAGAUAAAUAUAAGUAUUCCCUCCACACUUUGGGUAGGCUAGGAGGCAGUCAUACUCUGAGUUGGUGGUUUUCUUCUCAAAUUUUGUGUAAAGUCUUUAAUUUAUUAAACUUUUUGGGGGGCAGGAAAGGUGAAGGGGAUAUUUUAUGUUAGCAACUUUUAAUUUUAAAUUUUAGAGAUGGAUGUACUAUUAGAUUUUUAGUUUUAAUCUUUUUAUUUUUUAAUUGUUAAUGAGCAGUGCUUCAGGUUGGUUUAAAGAUAUUCACAAUGUGUGCAGCAUAUUUGCAAGCUAUUAGCUGUAAGUACAUUUAUAGAAGUUCUAAAGAUGGGAAAUAGCCUACUGUGCUACACAGAUUUAAGUAGAGUUUGCAAGCAUCAAAUAUUGUCAGUAUUUAGAGUCAUUGGUUCAGCUGGAGACCUCUUGAAUUGAACCACAGAUCUCAUGUCAGGAAACGUCUGAGCAUAGGAGUGAAAUGCAUUUUUAUAUGUGAAAUAGUGAUGGUAAUAUGUUGUGCAAAGAAAGAGAUAAAAAUCAAAUGAAUGACAAGUACAUAAUUGCUUGGAGUUAUAACUGGAUUGGUUUAUUUCAAUGUUUUGGAGAAAAAUGAAAUCUGUAAAUAAAAAACGAAGAGUGGUAAUUCAUCUUUGUUAUGAAUGUUUAUCACA